Molecule: messenger RNA, 1508 nt
Organism: Lepidothrix coronata (blue-crowned manakin)
Lineage: Eukaryota; Metazoa; Chordata; Aves; Passeriformes; Pipridae
Gene: GCAT
Product: glycine C-acetyltransferase
Exons: 9
Coding region: 13-1299 (428 amino acids)
Biological process (GO): L-threonine catabolic process; biosynthetic process
Molecular function (GO): glycine C-acetyltransferase activity; pyridoxal phosphate binding
Source: RefSeq, a predicted model, not a curated record
CGGAGCGGCGAGAUGUGGCGCUCGGCAGCGGCGGUGCGGGCGCUGCGGGCGCUGCGGGGCGGGGGGGCCGGCGGGGCCGGCGCCCCCCGGGCCGCGUCCGGAGCGGCGGCGGCUCGGCUCCGGCAGCGGCUGGAGAACGAGCUGGAGGACAUCCGAGGCGCUGGCACCUGGAAGAGCGAGCGGGUCAUCGCCUCCCGACAGGGUCCCCACCUGCGCUUGGCGGGCGGCGGAGGCGGGAUCAUCAACUUCUGUGCCAAUAAUUACCUGGGUCUCUCCAGCCACCCCGAGGUGAUCCGUGCCGCCGUGGAGGCCCUCGAGAAGUUCGGCGCUGGGCUCAGUUCGGUCCGCUUUAUCUGCGGUACCCAGAGCAUUCACAAGGACCUGGAGGAGAAAAUCGCACGCUUCCACCAGAGGGAAGAUGCCAUUCUCUAUGCCAGCUGCUUUGAUGCCAACGCUGGUAUCUUUGAGGCCCUGCUGACCCCAGAGGAUGCAGUGUUGUCGGAUGAACUGAACCACGCCUCCAUCAUCGAUGGGAUCCGCCUGUGCAAGGCCAACAAGUACCGCUACAAGCACAUGGACAUGCAGGACCUGGAGGCCAAGCUGCAGGAAGCGCAGAAAUAUCGUCUGCGGCUGGUGGCAACUGACGGUGCCUUCUCCAUGGAUGGUGACAUUGCACCCCUGAGGGAGAUCUGCCAGCUGGCCCAGAAGUAUGAUGCCCUGGUCUUCAUUGAUGAAUGCCAUGCCACAGGCUUCCUGGGACCCAAUGGUCGGGGUACUGAUGAGCUCCUGGGAGUGAUGGACAAAGUCACCAUCAUCAAUUCCACCCUGGGAAAAGCUCUUGGAGGAGCUGCAGGUGGGUACACAACCGGUCCCAAACCCCUCAUCGAUUUGCUCCGCCAGCGGUCCCGCCCGUACCUCUUCUCCAACAGCCUACCCCCCGCUGUGGUGGGCUGUGCAUCCAAGGCCCUGGACCUGCUUAUGGAGAGCAAUGCCAUUGCACAGUCCAUGGCUGCCAAAACCCAACGGUUCAGAAGCAAGAUGACGGCAGCUGGCUUCACUAUCUCGGGGAAAGACCACCCCAUCUGUCCGGUCAUGCUGGGGGAUGCUCGGCUGGCUUCAGUCAUGGCUGAGGACAUGCUGAACAGAGGCAUUUAUGUCAUUGGCUUCAGCUACCCCGUGGUCCCCAAGGGAAAGGCCCGCAUUCGGGUCCAGAUCUCAGCUGUGCACAGUGACGAGGACAUCGACCGCUGUGUGGACGCCUUCACCGAGGUGGGACGGAAACACGGAGCGCUGCGUUGAGGGGCCAGCAAACACCUCCUACGGCACCAUCCCUGCCCACAACCAAGUGCCUCUGCUGGGGGGAAAAGGGCUUGAGCAGCACGCUGCCAAAAACAGGACUGAUCCUCAAGGCACGGCAGCCUGCGGGAGGCCGUGGCUGUUGCAGCGUGCUGGCAGUAGCGCUGGCAACCAGCUCUUGUGUCAUUAAAGGUGUCCUGCAGUGCAGUGGA